GAGAGUGAGAGGGCUAUAUAAGGGUGGGGGUGUGAAGAGGACUGUAGAAAGAAACCAUUGCUUCCUUUCUUCUCAUCUUCUUCCCCAUUAAUUAAUCAAUUAGAGAUGGGGAAUUGUCAAGCUGUAGAUGCAGCUGCACUUGUUAUACAACAUCCAUCAGGGAAGAUAGAAAGGAUGUAUUGGUCUGUAACUGCUACUCAAAUCAUGAAGAUGAAUCCAGGCCAUUAUGUUUCCCUCAUUAUCCCAUUGCCAGCAGACGAUAACUCCGACAACAAAACCGUUCGCUUUACCCGAGUCAAGCUUCUCCGCCCUACCGACACCCUUGUUCUUGGCCGAGCUUAUCGACUCGUUACCUCACAUGAAGUUAUGAAGGUACUGAGAGCAAAAAGACAAGCAAAGAUGAAGAAGGAUCGGCCGGAAUCAAUGGAGGAAAACCAAGAAACAAGUUCGGAAUCGGAGAACUCAAGCCAGGUGAUGGCACAUGAAAGAACAAUCAAGCAAAGGUCUGGAUCGUUUUCGAGAUCAAAAUCAUGGCGGCCAUCAUUGCAGAGUAUCUCCGAGGCUGCUAGCUGAUAGUUGAGGGCUUCAAGAAGCUCGAUUUCGUUCAGAAACCAUUCUAUGGCUCCCUGUUCCGAUCAAAUAAUACAUCUGUAUAGCUUUAAAAAAAGGACGAGCAACGACACUAACCCGCAAUAUGCGGCAAAUAUGUAUUAAUUUUGAAGAAAUAUAUAUUAGUGUGGAGUUCAAAGUUGCC
Molecule: messenger RNA, 754 nt
Organism: Cynara cardunculus var. scolymus (artichoke)
Lineage: Eukaryota; Viridiplantae; Streptophyta; Magnoliopsida; Asterales; Asteraceae
Exons: 3
Coding region: 106-573 (155 amino acids)
Source: RefSeq, a predicted model, not a curated record